AUGGAAAAGAAGAAGAGUAAUAGAGUAGUAAUGGGAAUAUGGGAUGUAAAGCUUAUGUUUGAAAGUAGUCUUAUUAUUUUCUUCAUAAUAGGAGCAUUGGCAACCACAGCUGUUUAUUAUGUAAAUAGUGAUGAACAACAACCAAUAAUUAUUAGUGACAUAAUUAGAAGUAGUGCUAAUUAUGUUUAUGAUGAUGAUUCUUUGGAAGGGUGUGAUUUGUUUUCAGGAAAAUGGGUUCAUGAGAAUGAGUCUAAUUAUUACCCUUUAUACAAAGAAGUUGAAUGUCCAUAUAUUCCUGGUGAGUUUGCUUGUGGACAACAUGGUAGAAUGGAUUUUGAGUAUCAACAAUGGAGAUGGCAACCUCAUGGUUGCAAACUUCCAAGGUUUGAUGCUAAAGAAGUUCUCGAGAGAUUAAGGGGCAAAAGGGUCAUUUUUGUUGGGGAUUCUGUAAAUAGGAACCAAUGGCUAUCAAUGGUUUGUAUGCUACAAUCAGUCAUCCCUCUUGGACUAAAAAAGAUGCACAAAGUUGCUAAUGCCUCCUUGUUCACCUUUAAGGCAUUUGAAUACGAUGUUUCAAUUGACUUCUACUGGGCUCCGUUGCUCGUUGAAUCUAAUGCUGACCAUCCAUCAAAACAUAAAAGAAGCGAGCGCAUAGUUCAUAUCCAAUCCAUCGAGAAACAUGCUAAAAAUUGGGUUGAUGCAGAUAUACUAGUCUUUAACUCGUAUCUUUGGUGGGGUACGCCUACCCUAAAGAUGUUGUAUGGCGCGUUUCAAAGCUCCAAGAAAUACAACAUAGUAAGCAACCAUGAUGGUUAUGGAAUGGUUCUAGAAAAAUGGUCUAAUUGGUUGAGAACUCAAAUCAAUCAUACAAGAACUCGAUCAUAUUUCAUGAGUAUGACCGCAACUCACCAGAGAGGUGUAGACUGGGGCAAGCAAGAUAAUGGAAACUGCUUGAAUGAAACACAACCAGUAAUGAAAGAUAAUUUUUGGGAAAGUGGGUCAGAUUUGACAAUGAUGAGAACAUUGGAGUUGACAUUAAGUAAACUUAAAGCAAGAGGGGUGGAUGUGCAAUUAGUGAAUAUUACACAACUAACGCAAUAUAGAAAAGAUGGACAUCCUUCUAUUCAUAGAUUGUUUUAUUCUACACUAAAAGCAAAACAACUAUCUAACCCCUCAAGAUAUGCAGAUUGUACACAUUGGUGCCUUCCAGGUGUCCCAGAUACUUGGAAUGAGCUACUUCUUUUUCAUAUUAUUCAAGGACUUAAAUAAGUUCUAGUAUUUCUGUUGACAAAGUACAGUUAUUCAUUGAACAUUUUGUAGUUAAAUUUUUUGUGUCAUCAAGUGUAAAUGUAGUUCUCAAUUCUCAUA
Messenger RNA from Erigeron canadensis, 1368 nucleotides. Its product is annotated as protein trichome birefringence-like 34. Gene Ontology annotation, cellular component: Golgi apparatus. Lineage: Eukaryota; Viridiplantae; Streptophyta; Magnoliopsida; Asterales; Asteraceae. Bases 1 to 1269 code for a protein of 422 amino acids. The transcript has 5 exons. Gene Ontology annotation, molecular function: O-acetyltransferase activity. The record is from RefSeq and is a predicted model, not a curated record.